AUGGAAAGAAUGACCUUAAACCGUUUCGAGAGGCCCAAACCAUUAGCUGUGAGCAACGGGAAAGGCCUGGUGGCGGGAACAACUGAACCUUUCGCUGUGCAUUCAGGAAUGGACGCGCUAAGAAAAGGCGGGACUGCAAUGGAUGCUUGUUUGGCGACAGCUCUUGCAGGUAUACAAAAAGUUGGAAUCUUUUUCAUAGCUCCCUGAGUAAUUGUUCCUUGCCCAUAUGUUAAAUCUAUAAUUAUGAAAACUUUAAAACAGGGAGCGUGAAUCUAAAGGGGCAGAUGACUCGAAAAAUGGGACGAUGUUAUUUUGAUUAUCUCCAUUUGUGAUUUCAUCGUGUCAUUAACGUUGGUUUUACAAAAUGAACAAUAUCUUCAUUACUUUAACGUUACCAUUAGCUCCACUUGCUCCCCCCAGGGGACCCCUAUAAUUGCCCAUACGGGAUGGUUCCGUUCGUUUCGUUCCCCCUUUUCUAAGCUUCAGGUGUAUGAAAGGUUGGCAUUUAACGAAUUGAUGUAUACUAUGGUAUCCGAAAGAAUAAUCUCUUACUUAGGUAUUUAAAAAGAGUUUAUGGCUGUGUUUUUGUAAAAAAAAAAAAAAAAAGCUUUUUGUUUUGCCAAUUUGGAAUAGAAUAGAAUAGAUUCAGUGUAUUGAGUAAUGUCCCAUUCUUUUUCCUUAUAGAGAUUACCCUAGCAACAGGUUCCUACGUUUCGUACGCUGGUGUUACUCAAAUCCUUUAUUACGAGAAAUCUUCUACUAGAGUGUUCAGUAUAAAUGGUGGCUGGAAUACUCCUCUUCACGGGGACCCGUCUCAGAUCCCUAAGGUCCACACCACUGGAAACAAUGGUGCAUCAGUCCUCGUUCCUGGAUUCAUUGCCGGCGUUGUUGAUGCUGCCCAGAAGUUUGCAAAGUUUCCUUUGAAAACCUUAUUUGAGCCUGCUUUGUUUUUCGCUGAAAAUGGUUUCAAAAUGUCCGCUGGGUUGGCCAAUUCGAUUAAACUUUAUUAUAAUAACAUAACGCUGCUGAGAACAGCUCAAGGUAAUGUUUCCACUCUAACGUUUUAACCGAAAAAAAACAGAUCCCGAUCGAAAAGCAAAGAAACAACGUACUAGAUAGUUAGGUUUUUUAUGAAAAAAUAUAGGGAAUACAAAGACCAGGCGUAUUUCGUAAAAGAAUAAGAACAGAAUCGGAUGUCGUCUUUUUGACCCCCCCCCCCCCCGGGCUUUUGGUUGUUUGUUCAGUUUGUUUGUUCAAUUCAGUAUUUUUCCUAGUGAGGUCCCAAAGUUCGUCAUUUUUGAAGGUGUUUCAGUACUGUCUUUUAUCCAAUUAAUUUCUACGUGCUACCGACCUUUUAAAAUGUGUUACUUUAUCAUUCCUGUAAAUCAAAUUUGCUCGAGACAAACUUGAUGCAAAGAAGCUGUCUGUUAUUAAGCAAAACUAGGAAAUGCCAUUAUCUACAAUCCCAGUGCAAUCAUAUUACAAAUGCAGCAUUUGCCAGCUUUGCUCUUGAUUUUUGGCUCUCAGUAAAUUUCGUGUGCACCGUGAGGCAUCAAUGAAUAAUAUUUGUUAAGGCUGAUUGGAUAAACAAAGAAAAAAAAAUAAAUGUUCAGGUUGAAUCAUCAGCCUUGCAAUAAUUUGCUUUUUUUUUUUUCGUUUUUCUUUUUAUGGUUUUUGUUCACAUUCGCUAUUUUCAAUUUUCGCAUAAAACCAUUCAAUCUCGGAACAACAAACCUUCUCUACUCAUAAAAUAUGAUCUUUACUUGUCUUGCAGUCUAUCAUGAGCCCGGCUCCUGUUAACUCUGACAAAAGUCCCACAGUGAAAAGUCUCAAGCAUUUCUUUUUUAAAAAAUUUCCAGUGCUACGUUGGCCUGAAAACUAGCAAACUUUGUUUUAUGUUCAUGUAGGUAGAAGUAUCUUUACUAACCCCGAAACUGGAAAACCAUAUGCCUAUCAAGAACUUUUCAAGCAGCCAGAGCUUACGGUGUUUAUAAAGAACGUCUCCACCAGUGGGAAAGACUACUUUUACAAUGGUACUUGGGCAGACGAAAUAACAAAACAUGCGCAGAUAUCAGACCCGGUGGGAGAGGCCAUUCAACACAUCAUAUAA
Messenger RNA from Porites lobata, 2110 nucleotides. The record is from the annotation of a GenBank genome assembly. NCBI's taxonomy places the organism in Eukaryota, Metazoa, Cnidaria, Anthozoa, Scleractinia, Poritidae.